AUGCAGGACUCAUCUUCUUCUGGAGGCAGUCAGUACAGCAGCCAAGAUUCAUAUUCCUCAGGAGCUAGCCAGUAUGGAGGACAUGGGCCAUCUUCUUAUGGAGGCAGCCAAUAUGGUGGACAAGGUUCACCUUCCUCAGGAGGCAGCCAAUAUGGUGGACAGGGUUCACCUUCUUCAGGAGGCAGCCAGUAUGGAGGGCAGGGUCCAUAUUUCCCAGGUGGCAGCCAUUAUGGAGGACAGGGUGUGGCUUCUUCAGGAAGCAGCCAGUACAGUGGACAGGGCUUUUCUUCAGGAGUCAGACAGUCUGGUGGACAGGGUGGGUGUGUGUGCCCCGGUGGAGGUCCAGGCUCUUUUGGAGGAGCCAACUAUGCUGGUGGACAGGGUUCAUCAUAUUCUGGAAGCAAUCAGUAUGGCGGACAGGGAUCUUAUCCCUCAGGGAGCAGCCAGUAUGGUGGGCCGGGCUCAUAUUCUUCUGGAGGCAGACAACAUGGUAAACCAGGUUCAUCUUCCUCAGGAAGCAGUCAUCAAGGAAAGCCAGGUGGCUCUGGCUCAGGAAGCACUUAUUCUGGAAAACAGUCACCUUCCUCUGGAGGCAGUCAAGUGAGCUCUGCUGGGAAACACUCCACUCCCCAACUCCUGAUGUUAUUCAGUGUUUUGAGUGCCUUUGCUCUCUCUGCUGCCACAUCAAAAUGGUCUAUAUGAACCUCCGAAGAGCUGUUUGACAACCUAAACAUGGAUUAUAUUCCAUAUUAUUAGAUUAAUUACUUAAUGUAAGAAAAAAAAUAUCCUUAAGUCAAAUUGUCAGAUGCUACUUGGCUGUUAUGUUGCAUGUCUAGCUGAUAUGUCAUGCCUUUCAUUAGUUUACCUCUGGUUUUAGUCAUUAGUAGAUAUCAUUAGUUUUGUCAGUGUUUUAGGCAUCAUUUUAAGAGAGCAUAUUGUACCCCACCUGUAUGAUUUAUUUGUAUUUCUGACAGGGAAUGCGAUGAACACCUGCCUGAAAUGACUGGUGUGACAAAUGAACACUUAGAAAGUAUUUGGUUAUUAACCAAAGUGGACGAGGUCAAAUAAAUUGUUAUAGAUGCGAGCUGA
Manacus vitellinus (golden-collared manakin) is the source of this 1089-nucleotide messenger RNA. RefSeq names its product loricrin-like. The coding region runs from base 1 to 702 and encodes 233 amino acids. The transcript has 18 exons. Lineage: Eukaryota; Metazoa; Chordata; Aves; Passeriformes; Pipridae. The record is from RefSeq and is a predicted model, not a curated record.